Topomyia yanbarensis is the source of this 3595-nucleotide messenger RNA. RefSeq lists its product as uncharacterized. The coding region runs from base 603 to 2633 and encodes 676 amino acids. Gene Ontology annotation, cellular component: membrane. The record is from RefSeq and is a predicted model, not a curated record. Gene Ontology annotation, molecular function: G protein-coupled receptor activity. Gene Ontology annotation, biological process: cell surface receptor signaling pathway; adenylate cyclase-activating G protein-coupled receptor signaling pathway. The transcript has 5 exons. Lineage: Eukaryota; Metazoa; Arthropoda; Insecta; Diptera; Culicidae.
GGAAUGAUGGUCGACCGGCGCUGACGUGAAUAACCACCGUCUCCAUAUUGCGCCCGCAGGGUAGGGUUUUCACUCGCUACAGUCGUAGCUUACGGCGGGUCGUUUGUAUAUGUGUGAGCACGAUGUGAUCGGGGGAGAAUCAACGUGAAAAAUUUUCCUUUUCACCCAGACUGUCUGCAUAUCCGAAGGACACAGGACUCACUUUUAUCCUGGAGUUUACAUUUUGGCUUGGCAUUUUGCAUCGAAUUGACAUCAUUUUGGAAUAAGUUUUGUUCGGUGUAAAUAGUUGAAAAUUGGAUAGCAAUUGUGAUAACAGUUCGCAAAGCAAAGGCAAUAGAGGGUUGGAAGCUACACCCUCCGUCGGAUAAGGGGAACAAUCGUCAUAGUCUUCCAUUGUGUAAUGUAAAGCAUAGUUUUACGCUUCGCCUCCAAUCUUUUUACUAGUGCAAGCAAUUGAUUGUUCAGUCGAUAUUGGCUGUGAAUGUUUUUUCGCAUCGAUUGUUUAGUUUUAUGUGUUUCACGUCUGCUGAGCAUUUGAAUCGUUGAUUGGUGAAGAAGUUUUCAAACUUGAGACAGUGUAUAUUCUCGCUAGUGAAACCAAGAUGGCAAUAUCCAGGCAACGAAGCAUUAGUGGUAUAGCAGUGCAAUUAUCAUACCCAUCGGACUGCAGCCUGUUACUCAUCCUUCUCUUCAGUAUGGUCGUCGAACCCAACACGGUCAGCGCCCGUGCCAAAUUCGGUCACUACGAGACACGGUAUAUCAACGACUUCAUCAAUUUCACUCGCCCCGCCGCGGACAUCGUGGAACCGAUGUAUUACGACUACGACAGCAAUCCAUCGCGGAGCGCCUUCAACCAGGAGUACGAAAGUGGCGGUCUUGCAGGACUGGGACUCAGUGGGCCGUUGGUAGCGAUACCCGAAGAGCAGACCGGUACCUUGGUGGAAGAUGAAAUUACACGCCCACCGGAUAUCUAUCCGGAUCCGGAUCAGAUAUAUGCCACCUUCCUGAACAAAAGUGCCAUGAAGAGGAACCGGUUUCCUGGGGACGAGAAUGUGAUAAAAGUUUACUCAUCCAAGUCGUUGAGGAAAAAUCCACAGGCUCGUGUGGAUGAUGAUGGGUCGUUCGAUAGCUUGAAUAACGAUAUGAAAGGACAUGACUUUAUCGAUAAUAUUAUGUACAUUUAUUACGGAACGAAUGGCACACUGCGAAAGGAUCUCGGCGGUAACGUGAUUGUGAUAGGCGCUGUCUUCGCCCUGGCUCCUCAAAUAUUGACGGGAAUAAUUCUGUUUCUGAGAAAUCGACGAAUCCGACAUUUCAACACGUUUUAUCCGAUUUGUUUGAACUUGAUAUUGAUUCUGGUGACUUCCAACUUUUCAUUUGUGCUAGGAGUCCAGGCUACUCGUAAUAUGGUCAAAUGUGAGUUGAUCGCGAUUCUACUGCACUAUUUGCAUCUAAGUACAAGCAUUUGGUGCUUCAUCUACAUUUAUGUGAUUUACGAUUUAAUUGUGAACGAAUGUGGACCUAAGCUGAAGUAUAGUUACCUGAUGGGAUACGGCGUACCUGCGGUGUAUGUUUUGUUCUCCUACGCCUCAUCUAUUGACACCUUCGAAGUACGUCGCUACUGCUGGAUGUCAAUCCAGAAGGGAAUGAUUGUAAGCUUUAUGAUACCGAUUUCCUUCCUCAUCAUCCUGUCAACAGUAUUGGGCACGGUAGCCCUCAAAAAGAUAUCCAGCAAACAGACGGAAAUUCUAUGCGAAAGCAUAGACAGCAUGAUCGAAAGCACGUCGAAGUGUAACGACAUAAUGUAUCCGAGGUUGCCCUCCACGGUAGGGAUCAACCAUGCCACCCGAAGUAACAGCUAUCCUCAGUUGGAGUUAAAGGAAAAGUGCUGCCAGGAAUAUCUCGCCCAAACGAUGGAGAACCGUCAAUCCGUUGUCACGUUGCCCCAGCAAAGUAACCAUGGUUUCAGUUUGCAUAGCAUCAAAAAGUCACUCGACUACUACGACACACGGAUCGACUUGGGACAACUCUCGCUGGCAGACCUGUCCACACCCAGUAUGGCUUCCGACAUCCAGGACUUUACCGAGUUCAAGCGGGCGAUCAAGUUUGGGCUGUUCUUUCAGCCGAUUUACUCGAUCUGUUGGUUCCUUAGUGUUAUCGCUCUGGAGAAUGUGCAUUCGUGCGUUAUGCCAGUUAUUUAUGCUAUCUGUUUGAAUAUCUUGAACUGGUGCAUGCUGGUUCGCUCGUCAAACAUAUGCCCCUUCAUCAGCGGCAUGUCGGAAGAAACGUUGGAAAAAGCGGGCAUCGACUGUGCCGACUCGAUAAACGCCCCGAGUGGCAUCUGUGCAGACAAUGACACGAUUCAGGGUAGCAUUUGUACCGACACGAUACCGCUACUGUGCGCUUCGAACCCAUCGAUCAUCAAUUCCACGAAGACCGCUUUGACACCAACGCCAUCUUACACCGCUCCCAGCACUUUGCCGCUUUCGCGGAAGUUCUCCGCGGGAUCGGAUCUGGAUCAGCAGACGCUGAAUUUCAUCAGUAGCAAUAAUUUGAAGAAUACGUGGGAAUCUAGCGUCGACAUAACCCACCACGUGAAAGCCAGCGAUUGUAUCAGCACAAUCAGCAACUAACUUAAUCAUCAGUUGAACUGUUUGAAGCCAUUAUUAGUGAGAUUACUUGAGGGGUUACACAAUAAUUAUGUUAUUUAGCGCAGAGGAGCGUGUGACGCUACAGACGGAAGGCAUAUCAAGCUUGAAGAAUGUUUCGAGUAGCUCGAUAGAAUAGUUUUGACUUGUGAUAUUAACUCUAGAGCCCUGUAUUAUGCUCAUCAUUUUCUAAUGAAAAUAUCGAGGAUCCUUGUAAAUAGAACUAUUCAAUCACAUUUGUAACAUUUAUCAUUAUUCGAACCACGGUUCUUAUCGAUAGAGUUCGUAUUGCAAUCCACUUUCUAAUAAAUGGAGUAACCGAUAUUAGGGAAAUUUUUCUCUGGAAGCAGUAGGAGAAAAUUCAAUAUAAAACGAUCGCUUAUUUGUAAUUUCUAAAGCGCAAAAUAACGAAAAAUACGUGAUGCUAUUUCAGAAAAAAAUAAAAGCAGUAUCAAUCGUAGCGGGUAGAAUUCCAAAAUGAUACAAACAGUUUACAAUAAAUUUUGCAGUUUUGAAUAAGACAAAAACCAACUGACAACUUCAAUAAAGUAUAGUACAAAAUAACAUUCAUGUUAAUCCUAUAUAAUUGGAAAAUUGAAGUAGGAUUGUUGCAUAAUUAAAAAAAUGUGCGGAUAAAUUAUACAUACUUGUCUAGUUUUUGCUAAUAUAGUAAACCAACAAACAGCAAUAACAACCGUCUAAACACCUAGCCAACGAACCGUUCUUUUUAGAAAUUUGCACACGUCUUCAAUCUAAUAAAUACCAAUCCUCUAUUUCUUGUCACGUUCUUGCUACCUUGCAUUGUGGAGGGAAGACCCAAUCCCAUAAACAAUAAAGUGAACAACAUUGAAGUUAAUUCAUCCAAUUGCCAUUCCUAAGCACCAGAACCCGUCAAGUGUCAUUUAAUCCAACUCAUAUUUAACCAAAUAAAACUAAUAGCGAUAGUA